AUGUUUGGAAAGUUAUUAAAAAAUUAUAUAAUAUAUAUUAGAGGGGUUAGGAACUUAAGUUUAAGAGUUCAGUUUACACCCAAUGUACUACUUAAACUCGAAAAAAUAAAAUCUUUAAAAAUCAAGCAAGAUCAACCUUUUAAUCAAGAGAACCAGGAUUACUAUUUAUAUAUUCAUCGGCAAUUAGGUGGAUGUGCAGGAAUGAAAUUUACCUUUGCAUUGUUUUCAAAGGAUAAACUUAAAGAUAACGCUGUGGUCCUCCUAGAACCAACUAGUUCGAGAGCUGGUGUUGCAACUGAUAAAGAAAGUACUGAAUACUUAAAUAAUACAGUUCUAGAUUACUGUUCAUUAUCUUCACAUUCUGAUCCAAAAGCUUUAAAUCUAAAAUCAGAAUUUACUAUUAGGAGAAUAGAUUCAAGGUAUACAUGUGGCUGUGGUAAAUCCUUUAAUCCAAGGAGAUGGACAAAUAAUUAA
Molecule: messenger RNA, 474 nt
Organism: Cryptosporidium muris RN66
Lineage: Eukaryota; Apicomplexa; Conoidasida; Eucoccidiorida; Cryptosporidiidae
Exons: 3
Coding region: 1-474 (157 amino acids)
Source: RefSeq, a predicted model, not a curated record